Pezoporus flaviventris is the source of this 884-nucleotide messenger RNA. It is a transcript of the gene SMIM44, whose product is annotated as small integral membrane protein 44. The transcript has 2 exons. The record is from RefSeq and is a predicted model, not a curated record. The coding region runs from base 184 to 765 and encodes 193 amino acids. Lineage: Eukaryota; Metazoa; Chordata; Aves; Psittaciformes; Psittacidae.
CUUGCACAAUCUGCCCGUGGGACCUAACCAAGCCCAGGGGAUUGGGAGAGGCUUUGGGCUGUGUCUGUUGUCCCUGCCAUCCCUGCUUUUGGGGGUUCUCCAGCUGUGGGGGAUUCCCCACUUCUGGGGAGAUGGAGGGACCUGUGGAGCUGCCAGGGGGGCAGAUUCUGGAUACCCUGGGCCAUGUCACAGCUCCCCAGCCCCCCUCAGGUGGAGCCCGCCAGUGCUGUGCCUGGAUUAGCGGGCGCUAAGCUCCUUCCCAUGGAUGCUCUGUCCCUUGGUGACUGGGGGGAGCUGCUGAUGGCCCUGCCGGGGGGAACCCCACUCCCCAGCCCCAGGGAGGCCUGGGGGCCGCGGAACUUGCUGCAGUCUCCCCACGAGGAGGAUGGGGUGCUCUAUGUGGAGUACAAACCCCCUGCACUGGACAGCAUCCGCCUGCCCCGCUAUGUGCUCUACCUGAUGAUGGCGUCCACCCUGGUGCUGCUGGUGGCCUACGCCAUUGUUGGCCACCUCAUCAAGGACCUGGUGCAUGAUUUUGCUGAUUGGGCGUUCGGGCCCAAAGCGGAGGAGGAGAAGGUGGUGAUGGCCAAGGGGACAGUGCCGGAGGUGGUGUGGCUGGAGGAGGAUGGGACCCUGGGAGAGAGGGAGCUGGAGGGUGAAGGCGCAGGAGUGGUGCCGGGCACGGACAUCGUGCUGCGACUGCUUCCAUCCACCCCGCGCAGCUCCAUCUCCUUUGCCGACUCCCACAAGAAGAGGCUGUUCUAGAGCUGGGGGAUGCCCCAUUCCUGCCACCACCAGCACCCCGGAGCCCUCCCUGCAGCCAGGUCCUCCUGCAGCCCUACAGCACUAUCUCAGGGCUGCCAUCGCUGCCCCCAAUAAAGGCU